Messenger RNA from Fonsecaea pedrosoi CBS 271.37, 2646 nucleotides. RefSeq lists its product as uncharacterized. Gene Ontology annotation, molecular function: Arp2/3 complex binding. Gene Ontology annotation, cellular component: actin cortical patch. The record is from RefSeq and is a predicted model, not a curated record. NCBI's taxonomy places the organism in Eukaryota, Fungi, Ascomycota, Eurotiomycetes, Chaetothyriales, Herpotrichiellaceae. The transcript has 7 exons. Bases 1 to 2646 code for a protein of 881 amino acids. Gene Ontology annotation, biological process: endocytosis; actin cortical patch localization; actin cortical patch assembly.
AUGGAACACGAGGUUUCUUAUAACUUCGAGGACGAGGACCAGUUUUGGACCGCUCUCGAAGAGACAAUCUCCCGAGAAUGCACUACCCAUGAUAGCAUCGACGAUACAUUGCGAUCCUACAUAGAACUCAUUGGGUUCUGUCGGGGACGCUUUCUUCUCAGCGACAAUGAUCUCGUUCGCUGUGCCUUCAAGCUCCAAGAGUCGUCACUCUUCGCGACCCACGCCGACUAUAUCCGCCGACAAUUCAUUCAGUGUCUGAUCGAGGAUGACGAGCCAAACGUCGUGCUAGUAUCAACGUCCUUCCUCAUCACCCAUGCGCAAUUACACGAAAGGACAUACGAGCUAUUGAACGACGAAGGGGCAUUCCCAAGAUUGAUCCAUCUCAUUUCGAGUCCGAAGCGACAUGACCACGAAGGAAUCCACAGACUGCUCAUGGAGCUGCUGUACGAGAUGUCGCGCAUACAAAAGAUUAAAAUAGGUGACCUGGCGCUUGUCGAUGAUGACUUUGUCAAGAUGUUGUUUGAGAUUAUCGAACAGGUUUCGGACGACGUCAAUGACCCAUAUCACUAUCCCACCAUUCGAGUUUUGCUUGUGCUCAAUGAGCAGUUCAUGGUUGCUGCUCACGACCCGGCCAAUGGUCAGGCUGCGGUCCCUCUUACCAACAAGGUGAUCAAGGUCUUGUCUGCCCACGGCAGUGAGUACAAGACCUUUGGGGAGAACAUUAUCCUACUGCUGAACCGUGAAGAUGAAACCUCGUUGCAGCUUCUGACCCUCAAGUUGCUCUACCUCCUCUUCACGACUCCCCCCACUUAUGAGUACUUCUACACCAACGACCUGCGUGUCUUGGUUGAUAUAUUGGUUCGGAACCUCCUGGAUCUGCCUGAAGAGGCAUCGUCCUUACGCCAUACCUAUCUUCGAGUUCUAUAUCCACUUCUCGAACAUACCCAACUACAAUAUCCUCCACAUUAUAAGAGGGACGAAAUCCGCAAAUUAUUGGUUGUCUUGGGCGGGGGCAAUCUUGCAGAUCAAAACGGCUCCCAUGAGGGUUUGCAGCAUUGGGGCCAUUUUGACGAUGUUGACGAGACAACUAAACGGCUCGUUAAGCGAUGCGAAGGAGUUAGUUGGCUCAUUGAUCCGGAAACUGAGCCUCCGGUACAAGCAGAAUCUCCAAUUGAUGAAGGAGCCUCUGAUAUAUCAUCGCCAACCUCUCCGUCAAAAGCACUCCCACCGGCCCUUCCAGCACCUCGGAAAUUGAAGAAACGAAACUCGUCCAAAGGCUCCACAUUGACCAUUGGUCAGUAUCUCACCCCUCGACUCGAAGGAGCCCGACAAUCCAGUUUGAGUAUGAUGGAGGUUGCAGCGCAAAGAGAAAAACCAGGAGUUAUCACCCCAAGUAGGAACCCUGGACUGAAAAAUAAUCUUCGGGCAGUUAUAAUGCAAAAGAAGGAGAAACCUCCACCGCCUCAAGCCAGGAGAUCUGCCUUUACGCGUAUGAAGGCGGAAAGAAUGGAGAGCGAUGCCGAAAUUGCGAAGAUAGAGCUACCGAAAGCAGAGCCUGCGCCAAAGGUGGAGGCUGAAGCUCGUACUCAAUCCAACAACCAUCACCAUCGUCACCCCCCUAUUCCCUUCCAUCACCACCAUCACCAUCAUAAGGACCAUGGUGUAGCCUCUUCAUCGGUGGCGGCGGAGGAGAAAGAUCAAGAAAAGGCUCAGCCGCCUCCUAUCCCCUCUCAUCAUAAGGGCCACCAUUUUGGCAAGAAGCCCCCACCUACGCCAAAAGCACGGCGCAGGCGUGGUAGGGAGGGUAGUGGUGAUAGCACAAGAGAACCAGGCAAAUUCAGCUCCAAUCUGCCGUCCAUUGUCACAACGACAGCAACCGGCCAAAGAAUUGUGGAACAAUCCCCCUUCUCACCGGUGGAGAAGGCCUUCAGCCCCUCGGAGCCGGACUCCGCCUCAACAAUCGACAGUCGCAUGAAGCUCCCUGUCAGUGAGGCGCUAGAACAGGCACAAGCAACAGCCCUGGCACAAAUUGAGGAGUCAUUGGAGCACGUCGAGCUCAAAGAGGACGUCCCGGGAGACCUGUCGGUAGCAGAGGGGAAGCCGGAGUCGCCCACAGCGAGAGAAGGUCAGCAGAACGAUGCUGCACCUAACAACUCACAUGAUCUUCCCCAAGAGGAGGACCUGGUAGACAGGAAACAAGACCGACCAGGCAUGUCCCGCGCGCAUUCCCAGGAAGAGAUCGACCAGCAGUUUCACGAUGCUGUUCCCAAUCAGCCGCUCUCGCAAUCUCAAUCUCAAACACACUCUCCGACACCAUCCAUAUUUCUCACCCAAUCCCAAACAUUAUCUCCGUACCCGACUGCUGGAGGGACGACCACGCCUCCCGAUCCAAUAACACCUUCCGUCACCAUUACCAUGGCCACUGGGACGGCAGGAGUCGAUACAAUGCAGCCAACUCAGACACAGCCACAGCAAAUGUCCAGGAUGGUCCUCACCCCGCCUGCGCAAGAGCCGUCUCGGGGAGUCCCAGGCCCACAGUAUGAAUUGGAAAGGAGCCCGUUCCUGACCGACGAGGAGGUCGAGGAAGAAGAGAUGGAUCCCGUCGACGAAGAUGAACGCGAAAGCGAACGCGAACGGGGACGAUGA